This is a messenger RNA of Chiroxiphia lanceolata (lance-tailed manakin), 1289 nucleotides long. RefSeq names its product coiled-coil-helix-coiled-coil-helix domain containing 7 (gene CHCHD7). The transcript has 4 exons. The coding region runs from base 579 to 833 and encodes 84 amino acids. NCBI's taxonomy places the organism in Eukaryota, Metazoa, Chordata, Aves, Passeriformes, Pipridae. The record is from RefSeq and is a predicted model, not a curated record.
GUUUGGAACAAAUACCUGCACGGCCAUAUGUGUGCCAGAGGCAAUGUAUAGGAAGUUGUAAAGGGAAAGGGAGUCUGCUCUUCAUCUUGAUGUCAUCAUCUUGGAUCAGUGUAGGUUCUUGGCACUGAAUUCUGUGUCUCUUAAGCUUACAGUUCCUAGAGUCAGUGUCAAACUACUAAAGUGUUGAAAAAUGUGAUUCAAGCUGUCACGCAAUUGUAAGUGUAUCUGGUCCCACCUUGUGGGGAAACCAUUUCUCUUUCUAUUAAAUAUUUGGUACAGCAUCACAGGAAGUAGUUGGGCACUUGUUGUACCUGGGAAAGCUCAGUGAAGAUACAGAUGUAAUUGAGCUAAGGAGUAGGCACAAAUCUAGAAAAGUUUACUUGCACAUUCCUCCCACACGCUGUUAAUUGAAGUGCCUACAGUGUGUUGGCUGUGAACAGUUUCUAUGGAGUUGUUUCUCCUAAACGCAGUCACUUCCUUUGUGAUAUCAUGGGCUAGUGUGAGAGUUACUGCACUGACUCCAUUCUCUGCAGAAAUUCAUCAGGGAGUAAGCAGUCUCGGUACAAGUGUCUGUCUAGAUGUCCAGGCAUGCACAAAAGCUUAGAGAUCACGAUAUAAAUCCAUGUGUAGCGGAAACAGAUGCCACUACAAAAUGUCUGGAUGAAAACAACUAUAAGAAGGAUAUGUGUACUGCUUAUUUUUUGAAGUACAAAAACUGCAGAAAAUUCUGGCAUGCCAUUAUGAUGCAAAGGAGAAGAAAUGGUGUGAAACCAGAGAUGCCCUCAGCAGACGAGAGAAAGAAAAUCUUGGAAUCAAUGGGGAAGCCCUACUGACUAGAAACUUGAAUUGACUGUUUUCUCUGUACAUAUGAAGACUUACCAGCAGCAAGUUACUGUUUUAUGAACUGAACUCUACAGUUGUCAUAUCUUGGAUUAAAAUAAGAUCUUAAGUUUUGAAAUGUGUGAGCUUUCUAGGAUAGAGCUUCCUGGUUUGAUUCAUACUUCCUGUCAUGGGAACUUGGCCUUUUACUGGAAGACAUGAGUAUCAACGCAAGUUAUGUCUAGAUACUUUUGGAAGUAGAAACUAACUUGCUGUGAAAUGCUAAAUAUAAAAUUAAUGGGACCUGCAGAAAGUCUGAGUAAAAAGAGAGGGUGAUAAGUGUUGCAGUGUGAUUCUAAGACUGGAGCAGGUUGAGAAGCUGGUACAUGCAACGUGUUUCAUGCACCUGGCUAUUCUGCCCAACAGUAUGGAUUUACCAUGUGUGGUCUUAUCACUCUUUCCACAUGUGU